AAUCACAAAAUGGACUUCUGGAAUCUGGCAAUCAGAAUCACUUUCUUAUCACAAACUACAACUGGAAUUCUGGGAAAUUUCUCUCUUAUUGUGUACUAUCUAGUCCUUUACUAUAGAGAAUGCACAUUAAAGCCCACAGAUUUGAUUAUCAUGCACCUAAUGGCAGCAAACGCCAUAAUCAUUCUAUCUUCAGGAGUGCCCCACACAAUGAGAGCUUUUGGGUUGAAAGAGUUCUUGAAUGAUUUUGGAUGCAGGUUCCUAAUAUACAUUCAGGCAUUUGGACGGGGUGUGUCAAUUGGUACCACUUGUCUCUUGAGUGUCCUCCAAGCCAUGACCAUCAGUCCCAGGGAAUCCUUUUGGAGGGAUCAUAAAGUCAAAGCUGCAAAGUACAUUGACUGCUCCAUUGCCCUCCUCUGGGUCUUGUACUUGUUGAUAAAUUUUGUCUUCUUUAUGUACCCUUUUAUCCAAAUGCAUAGCAACAAUGUGACAGGAAAACGAGACUUUGGAUACUGCUCAGUUGUAGGGAGAGAUGAAAUCAGUGGCUCACUCUAUGCAGCAUUGCUUGUGUGUCCUGAAAUCUUCUUUUCCGUGAUGAUCACCUGGUCCAGCAGCUCCAUGACUGUCAUUCUGUACAGACACAAGCAGAGUGUCCAACACAUCCGCAGCACUCGUGGUUCCAGCAGAACCUCUCCUGAGUCCAGAGCCACCCAGAACAUCCUGGCCUUGCUGGCUACCUUUCUGUUUUUUUAUACCCUCUCUUCCAUUUUACGAGGCUGCAUUGCUGUUGUGCAUAAUCAAAAUUGGUGGCUUGUAAAUAUCAACAGAUUCACUUCUCUGUGUUUUCCAUCUUUUGGACCCUUUGUUCUUAUGAGUCAUUAUUCUAUUCUGACCCGAUUCAGUUUUGUAUGGAUGAGGAAUAAGACCUCUUAA
Messenger RNA from Peromyscus californicus insignis, 930 nucleotides. RefSeq names its product vomeronasal type-1 receptor 4-like. Gene Ontology annotation, biological process: G protein-coupled receptor signaling pathway. Lineage: Eukaryota; Metazoa; Chordata; Mammalia; Rodentia; Cricetidae. Gene Ontology annotation, cellular component: membrane. The transcript has a single exon. The coding region runs from base 10 to 930 and encodes 306 amino acids. The record is from RefSeq and is a predicted model, not a curated record. Gene Ontology annotation, molecular function: pheromone receptor activity.